Tripterygium wilfordii is the source of this 5187-nucleotide messenger RNA. RefSeq lists its product as uncharacterized. The coding region runs from base 1 to 5187 and encodes 1728 amino acids. Gene Ontology annotation, biological process: DNA integration. The record is from RefSeq and is a predicted model, not a curated record. Gene Ontology annotation, molecular function: nucleic acid binding; zinc ion binding. The transcript is spliced from 8 exons. NCBI's taxonomy places the organism in Eukaryota, Viridiplantae, Streptophyta, Magnoliopsida, Celastrales, Celastraceae.
AUGACAAGUAAUGAUUACAAACCUUUGAACCAGCUCAAUAAGAUGACUCGACGCAAGCCUGGGGGAUAUGAUGAUGCUAGGUUAUUAGAAUCAGCCCGGUCCGACCCAUCAAUUGAAUCGGUUCAACCGAUAUUUUUCAACAAAGGCAAGCAGAGGAAUCGCACAAGAGGACUACUACCUGUUUGGCAAGGCGGCUCUGCCCAUGCCAAACAGGCAAAAAUCGCCAGCGGAUCCGCUAGCGCAAAAGAAGCUCCCUUAGAGCGUGAAGCUUUGAGAUUGCGUGUUAUUCUUGACUCCAGAUCUGUGUCUUUCGCUGUUGCUGGACCAGUUCCCAAGGGAGCUGCAUCAAAGUGGUAUCAGAGGCAGCACACCGUGCAUAAAGGCUCUUCUAUGUGCACUCGUAGUGGUCGCACUUACUCCGCUAUGACUAAUUCCACACAGGAAGAUGCUAUCCUGGCACUUACCCAACAGAUCCAAGCGUUGGGCGGUCAUGUUCAAGACAUCUCACAGCGUCUUGAUCUAGUUUGUCAACAGGUACUUCCGUCGGGCUCGACUUCCGAACCCCUCGCUGAGCCAGAUCUGGCAGCCUCCACCGGCAGCGGUCGCUUGACGUCUCUUGCGGAGAGGACUCCACCUCCAUACCGAAGUGGCACUCGCACCACGGGUAACCCAGAACCCAACUACCCGGCCCGUCGUACUGACCCUGUCGAUGAUGUCAAACGGCUUGUCCGUACUGAUGUUCCUGAGUUCUGGGGAGAUCUCAAUCCCACAACCUUCCAUGACUGGUUGAUCUCCGUUGAGGAUUAUUUUCGGUGGUAUAAAAUGCCAGUUGAGUGCAAGGUGGAUUAUGCCAUAAUGAAACUGAAAGGCAGCGCUCGAAUGUGGUGGCUCAGUAUUGAGGAGCAGGCCCAUCGAUUGGGAAGACCUCCACUCUCGGAUUGGGUGGAGAUGAAGUUUCGUCUUAAGGAGAAGUACAUGCCUACUGAUUAUGUCGAUGCUCUACUUCGCGAGCUAUGGGAGCGCCAAGCCAUCGCCCGCUAUGUCGCUGGAUUACGUGAAGAAAUUCAGCAUGAGCUUUUGUCUAUAUCGUUGACCUCUGUUGAUGCUGCCUACCAAGCGGCCCUUCGCAUGGAAGCGCAUCUUUCUCACCAGAAGCGGCCGUGGCUGACAUCUGCCUCAAUUCCUACUGUUUCGUCCCGAGGUACCAGUGUCAAUUCCAAUUUGUCCACUAAUAAUUCAGCUUCUUUUACAGGAUCUUCUGCACCCUUUCGUGCGUCAACAACUCCAACAUUCAAUGACAACCGUCGACGAGGAGGAGAUAGCACGACGGGCAGCUGUUUCACUUGCGGGGGCAAGGGUCAUUUUGCUAUAGUUUGCCCCAGCAAAUCCACCAAGUUGGGUCUAGUCUGCGAGGGCGAUCAUGACUCCUCCAAUUGUCAAUCGGAACAUUCUAUAGAACAUGAAACCCCAGAUACAACCGAAGAGAUCUUGGAGGCAUCCCAAUUGCCUAGUUGUGUCAUCCAACCCAUUCUUGUGGGAGAGUCCUCCUCCAUAGACAAGGACUCGUGGCUUCGCACUUCCAUCUUCCACACCCGGUUUGAAAUUGGCGGCAAAGCCAUAGACACGGUCAUUGAUAAUGGCAGCGGCAUGAAUGCUAUCGCCAGUGGAGUGGUCGACAAGUUGUCCCUCACCAAAGAGCCCCACCCUCGUCCUUAUCAUAUUAGUUGGGUGGAUUCCACUUCCAAGCCCGUUGAGGCUAGAUGUCGUGUUCGAUUUGCAUUGGGCCCGAACUACAGUGACGAAGUUUGGUGUGACAUUGUGCCCAUGACAGUGUGCCAACUCUUGCUAGGUCGACCCUGGCUCUUUGAUAGGAAAGCCCUGUAUGAUGGAUUCCAAAAUUCCUACUCGUUCUUCUUUAAAGGAAAGCACAUCAAGCUCAAUCCCUUGAGAUCACCUCCUCGUCCUUCUCCUAAAUUGGCAAAUAACACAGAAGUACUGACUCUAUCUCGUCUCUCGGAGGUGCCACAAGAUGCUCCAAUGUUAUUUCUUCUCCUUAGCAAAACAACUUCGAUCUCACCGGAUCUUCCUCUUUUGCGUGCUGUGCAGCAUGCCAUUGACCUGGUUCCGGGUUCUUCUUUGCCUAAUCUGCCAACUUAUCGCUUCACACCAGGCGAACAUGUUGAGAUGCAACAACAGAUUACGAAAUUACUUUCCAAGGGCUUUAUUAGGGAAAGUUUGUCCCCUUGUGCCGUUCCGACUCUGCUCAUUCCUAAGCGGGAUGGAUCAUGGCGUCUAUGCGUUGAUAGCAGGGCUAUCAAUCGGAUCACAGUAAAAUACAGAUUUCCAAUUCCUCAUUUAGAUGAUCUGCUGGAUCAACUCUCAGGGGCUUCAAUAUUCUCAAAAAUGGAUUUACGAAGUGGGUAUCACCAAAUACGAAUUAAGCCCGGAGAUGAGUGGAAGACGGCUUUCCGUACUAAAGAUGGGUUGUUCGAAUGGAUGGUUAUGCCCUUUGGCUUGACCAACGCGCCCAGCACUUUCAUGCGAGUGAUGACGCAAACUUUCAAACCUUUCUUGGGCAAAUUCCUUGUGGUGUAUUUUGAUGACCUGUUAAUCUACAGUCACUCCCAGGAAGAACAUCUCCAGCACCUGCGUUUGGUGUUCAAAACUCUGAGAACUCAUUCUUUUUUUGUUCACAAAAAAAAGUGCUCUUUUUUACAAUCAAAAAUUGAUUUUUUGGGGUUUAUUAUUUCGCAGGAUGGUCUCGAGGUGGAUCCUGAAAAGACGAAAGCAAUCUCGUCUUGGCCGACCCCCACCAAUUUCACGGAAGCUCGUAGCUUUCACGGUCUGGCCUCGUUCUACCGUCGAUUCAUCCGUAACUUCAGUGCAAUUACCGCUCCCAUUACUGAUUGUCUCAAGGGCAAGAAUUUCGCCUGGACUCCAGCGGCUGCCAAAGCCUUUAUCUACCUCAAAACUAAGCUCACCUCAGCUCCUGUUCUUAGGUUGCCUGACUUUCACAAAGUCUUUGAGGUGGCAUGUGACGCUUCUAUUGCAGGUAUAGGAGGAGUCCUAAGUCAAGAAGGCCACCCUAUUGCCUUUUAUAGCGAAAAGUUGACAGACACUAGGAGACGCUACUCCACAUAUGAACUGGAAUUCUACGCUCUGGUCCAAACACUUAGGCAUUGGCGGCCUUACUUACUUCACAAGGAGUUCAUAUUAUUCACCGAUCAUGAUUCGUUGAAGUACAUUCCUACUCAAAAGACCUUAAGUCCCAAGCAAGCCCGCUGGGUGGACUUCCUGCAACAAUUUACAUUUGUUCUGAAGCACAAGUCGGGUAUUGAGAACAAGGUCGCAGAUGCGCUCAGCCGUCGCCUACACUUACUGACUACUUUCUCGUUAGCAGCUACCGGGUUUGAAUUAAUUCGAGACCUUUAUGCAACUGAUUCUGAUUUUUCUUCUAUUUGGGCAGAACUGUCUAAUGUGGUGUCCAAGGACACUGUUGUUUCUCCUUUUGUUUUGCAGGAGGGAUACCUAUUUAAGAACAAUCGUCUAUGCCUUCCGCAAGGCUCCAUCCGCGAAUUUGCUAUCACAGAAUUACAUGCUGGGGGGCUUGCAGGCCACCUUGGCCGUGACAAAACUUUCGCCUUGGUUGCCGACCGAUUCUUUUGGCCUCACCUCCGACGGGAUGUUUUUCGCAUUGUCCAGCGUUGUCGCAUUUGUCAGUUACAAAAGGGCUCUAAAACUAAUAGUGGUCUGUACACUCCGUUGCCCAUUCCGCUACAACCGUGGGAUGACAUUUGCAUGGAUUUUAUUUUGGGCUUGCCGCGUACUGUUCGCCACCAUGAUUCAAUACUUGUGGUUGUGGAUCGCUUCUCUAAGAUGGCUCAUUUCCUUCCAUGUGCGCGGACUUUUGAUGCGUCACAUGUUGCCACCAUUUUCUUCAGAGAAGUAGUUCGCCUUCAUGGCCUUCCUAAGUCUAUCACCACGGACCGCGACGUUAAGUUUAUGUCUUACUUUUGGAAGACUUUGUGGAUGAAAUUGGGCACAAAACUGCAAUACUCCAGCGCCUUCCAUCCUCAAACGGAUGGCCAAACCGAGGUGACGAAUCGGAGUGUUGGUAAUCUCUUGCGGUGUUUAGUGAUGGACCAUGCGUCCUCAUGGGACUUAAUUCUUCCGCAAGCUGAAUUUGUUUUUAACAAUUCUGUUAACCGUUCCUCUGGCAGCUCCCCUUUUGAAGUUGUUGCAGGUAUUAAGCCACGGACUCCAGUUGACUUGCUACCUCUUCCCUCCUUUCAACAACCCAGCGGAGAGGCCCUUGAGCUUGCGACCCACAUUCACCAGGUUCAUGCUGAAGUCAAACGACGUCUCUCUAUCAGUAAUGAUUCCUACAGUUCGGCCGCGAAUGCGCAUCGCCGCCUUAUCGAGUUUCAACCUGGCGAUUUGGUGUUUAUUCGCAUCCACCCCGCUCGUUUCCCUCCGGGUACCAUUCAUAAACUUCAUUCCCGAAGAGCAGGCCCCUUUGCAGUUCUCAAGCGACUUGGCGCGAAUGCUUACUUGAUUGACUUGCCAUCCGAAUUUCGGUUCAGCCCCAUUUUUAAUGUUGCUGACCUGACGGCAUGCCAUGAAGAUUCCCCAAUUCAUCCUCCUCCUUCAGAUGAAACUGGGAACCACACACCCCUGCCUACGGCCACUCUUCCCCAUCCUGAUUCGUCAUUCCCUCCCGAUGAUACCCCUUAUGUGAUCUUACAACGUGAAUUUGUCACUACGCGUCGAGGCGGAUAUUGGCGUUACUUAGUGUUGCUUCGUAACAGGCCUGUUGCGGAUGGGAUUUGGCUCUCUGAGUCACAUCUUCGUCAUUUUUAUCUUGAUCUUCUCCAACAGUACCUUCAAUUGUACUCGACAGAGUCGAGUUCUUUGCCGGGAGAGAUAGUUGAUGCAGUGGAGUCUCAUGCAAGUUUGAAGUCCAAUGACGUGGAGGAUGGUCAACCAAGCAUUGUUGUAGCUGACUUGGAUCAAGUCACGAAUAUUGUGCUCUUUGUCUUAUACAUCUUGUUUUGUUACCGAGAGCGUGAAGCUUUGAGAUUGCGUGUUAUUCUUGACUCCAGAUCUGUGUCUUUCGCUGUUGCUGGACCAGUUCCCACGGGAGCUGCAUCAGUGUCCUUAGAAGAAUUCGUUGACCGAGUUAAUUGA